Molecule: messenger RNA, 702 nt
Organism: Soboliphyme baturini
Lineage: Eukaryota; Metazoa; Nematoda; Enoplea; Dioctophymatida; Soboliphymatidae
Source: the annotation of a GenBank genome assembly
AUGCGCUCGGCGGCGGUGGCACCGGCCAUACCUGGAAAAGUUAGUUGCUUGUUGGUGGUGCGUGCAGUCGAGUCGACUCGAGCGAGUGCACAGUCGUCAAAGUCAAAUCGCGCGCUCGUCACCGAUCUCGCUUUUGUACGAUUGCAGCGUGUGCUGUACGCGUUGUUCGUCUUGCUCUCGACUCUCGGGUUCAUCUUCGUAGUUGGCUACCGUGACAUUGGUCCUCGCUUCGCCGGCGUGCGUUGCAUGUCACUCGUUGAGCGUUGUUCACUGCCGUUGGAUUACGAGGAUGCGAGCCAGCGCGACGGCUUCAACCUUACGGUGCGCGUCAGCGACGGCCGUUUCAGCAGCACGGCUUUUGUUCACCUGCGCCUCAUGGAUGAGAACGACAACGCGCCCGAGUUCGUCCAGCCGAAACAGGUCAUCAGCGUCAACGAGGACACGCCGGUCGGCACGAACGUCACGUCGUUCACGGUCGUGGACCGAGACACCGGUGACGAUAUUUUCGAGUACGUGUUUGUUCGUUUUGUGGUUGUGGUGCGCGGCGAUCAUCAUCGUGUUGUAAAACGUUAUACCACUCCUCGGUGGACACUGCACCGUCGGCGCCGGCCACUUCACGUCGAUCGUGCCGCCGCCGCCGCCGCCGUUGCUGCUGCUGCUGCUGUUGCUGCAGCCGCCGCCGCCGCCACCGCCACCCCUUAA